AUGGGUCUAGCCUCCCGACUGAUUCCAACUCUGUUGUGCCUUCUAGUGUGUUCCAGCACCUUUAUCCACAGUCACAAAUGUGGUAUUGUCUUAAAAGAGAUCAUCAAAACUUUGAACUUCCUCACAGAGAAGGAGAAUGCAUGCACCCAGUUGACUGUGCCUGAUGCCUUUGCUGCUCCAAAGAACACAACCGAGAAAGAAACCUUCUGCCGGGCUACAGUUGUGCUUUGGCAGGCCUAUAAACAACACAAAUGCUUGACCCAGUACCUGAGCGGCCUCUACAGAGGCAUCAGAAGCAUGACAAACGUGACUUACUGUCCUGUGAAUGAAAACAGGACGAAUACGUUGAGCGAAUUCUUGGAAAAGCUAAAGACGAUCAUGAAGGAGAAAUAUUCAAAGUGUGGAAGAAGACUAUUUUAA
Molecule: messenger RNA, 420 nt
Organism: Chrysochloris asiatica (Cape golden mole)
Lineage: Eukaryota; Metazoa; Chordata; Mammalia; Afrosoricida; Chrysochloridae
Gene: IL4
Product: interleukin 4
Exons: 4
Coding region: 1-420 (139 amino acids)
Biological process (GO): positive regulation of cell population proliferation; positive regulation of isotype switching to IgE isotypes; positive regulation of defense response to virus by host
Cellular component (GO): extracellular region
Molecular function (GO): growth factor activity; cytokine activity; interleukin-4 receptor binding
Source: RefSeq, a predicted model, not a curated record